AUGUCUGUUUCCUUAAAAUCGACUAAGUCCUCGCCUAUUUACGGCUCUCUUCUCACGGCCUCGCUGAAUGGAUGGUCGUUUGAUGGAAAGAUUAUUGAUGUCAACUCGGACAGGAAUGAACUCUUUGUGUAGUGUUUUUAUUAUUUGUUUUAUUGGAUUUAGGUGUAAAUAAAACCUUUUUCUUCUUUUUAGCGAUGGAUGUACCUAUUCGAACGAUGUUCAAAUUGCUAGAUUUUUGGCUUCCAACUCUUCCAAUGCGAAACAAUUGCUCGGGAAGGAAUUUGUGGAGCAGGCAACCAUUGAAAAUAUCCUUGGGAUCUUCGAGGAUUUUACUCGCGGUUUAGUCAACACCGAUGAUCUUGUGCGUUUGGUUGGCGACAAUGUGAAGGCGACCGGCCACGUUGUUUUAGGCCGCGAGACUUUGGCUGAUCUUAUUUUCUGGGCGAUCUUGGAAAACCAAAAAGAAGUAAGUUUGAAGGUUUAGAAGCUAUUGAAAUUUUGGGAGGCCUUGUUAAUUCUUCCAAUUCGUUUCAGUUGCAGAAGAGUUUUGAGAAGUUCUUCGAGUCAAUGAAGACGGAUAAAAGAUUCCAUUCUGCCCAUUUAGCUGUUGGAAAAUAUGAAUCCGCACCUCCAGUAGGAAAGCCUAAGGAUAAAGUGAAGGAUGAAGGAAAAUUUGUGGAUCUGCCAAAUGCUGAAAUGGGAAAGGUGGUAGUCAGAUUCCCACCGGAAGCUUCGGGGUAUGUUUGUUUCGGUUUCUGCAUCUCCUACCUUUUGCUUACAUUUAAAACAGAAUUUUUUAGUUAUCUUCACAUUGGUCAUGCCAAGGCGGCACUCCUCAAUCAGCAUUACCAACAAAUCUAUAACGGCAAGCUUGUUAUGCGUUUUGAUGAUACUAAUCCAGCAAAGGAAAAUGCCCACUUUGAAGAGGUAAGGGAUUUUAAGAGUAUUAUUCUGGAUGUUUAGGUAAUCAAAGAGGAUUUGAAACUUCUUGGGAUUAAGCCUGACAUCUGGACCCAUAGUUCUGACUGGUUUGACAAAAUGUUGGAGUAUUGUGAGAAGUUACUCAAGGAAGGAAAGGCUUAUGUGGAUGAUACUGAUAUGGAAACGAUGAGAAAGGAGCGAGAGGAGAGGGUUGAAAGCAAGAAUUGGCACAAUUGUAAGUUACUGUUGCUGCAAGGAUUAAUUUUGUAGCUGUUGAAAAGAAUCUUGAGCUGUGGGAGGAAAUGAAGAAGGGAUCCGAAAGAGGUCAACAAUGUUGUGUUAGAAUUAAGAUAGACAUGAAGAGUAAUAAUGGAGCUCUUAGAGAUCCGACUAUUUAUCGAUGCAAGAAUGAGCCUCACGUUAGAACAGGGGACAAAUACAAGUAAGAAAAAUGUGUAUCCUAAUUUUGUUUUAAAUAUUUUUAUAAAAUUAAUGCCUAAGAAGGUCUAAGACGUUCUUAAAAAUGAAACUUUUCAUCCAUAUGAUUCUUUUUUAGGGUGUACCCAACAUAUGACUUUGCUUGCCCAAUCAUCGACGCCUUGGAUGGAGUUACUCAUUCCCUAAGAACCACCGAAUAUCAUGAUCGAGAUGAUCAGUUCCGAUUCAUUGGAAAUGCCCUGGGGUUACGGAUUCCCGAGAUAUGGUCUUAUGCCCGUCUCAACAUGACGCAUACUGUGAUGUCCAAAAGAAAGUUGACUUGGUUGGUUGAUGAGAAGAUUGUUGAUGGAUGGUAAGUAAAUCAUUCUUUUUUUAAUUGUUUUUAGGGAUGAUCCUCGCCUUCCGACGGUUCGUGGAAUUAUUCGUAGAGGAUUGACCGUCGAGGGUUUGAAACAAUUUAUCUUGGCUCAAGGAGGGAGUCGGUCAGUGGUGACGAUGGAAUGGGAUAAGAUCUGGGCUUUCAACAAGAAAGUAAUUGACCCAGUUGCCCCCAGAUAUACGGCCAUGGACACAACGAAGCCGUUGGUGAAGGUCAAUGUGAAAGGUCAAGCAAAUCUCGAGAAGAAACCGGUCAAUUUGCAUCCAAAAGACGCUGCUAUUGGACAAAAAGAUGUGUGGUACGGCCCUACAGUAUUCCUUGAACAAGCUGAUGUUGAUCAGAUCAAGUCCGGGGAUACGGUAACAUUCGUAAACUGGGGAAAUCUGAAGAUUCUUUCGGUGGGAAAAGAGAUCGAAGCCGAAUUGGAUUUGGAGAACACCAAUUAUAAGAAGACGUUGAAGGUCACUUGGCUGGCUGAGCAGAGCAAGGAGGCGAAUAUUCCGGUAAAGACAUUGGUUUAUUCCGAUGUUAUCACAAAGCCGAUCAUCGGAAAAGACGAGGAUUGGAAACAAUUUGUUGAUAAGAACUCUGUUGUAAGUCUUUAUAGUCCUUUUUUUAAAAUUUCUAAUAAAAAAUUUACACCUUGCUUCUAGAAAACCGAGACGUUCCUCGCUGAACCCCCAGUUUCCAAGCUUGCCAAAGGCGAUAUCAUCCAGUUCCAAAGAAAGGGCUAUUAUAUUGUGGAUCAAGCCUACGAUGCCAAGACAAAACAAGGUCCAACCCUCAUCUUGAUUCCAGAUGGAACGAAGCCAUCAACAACUCCGGACAGUUCAAGUCAGAAAGCCCCAGCGAAGGCGGAUAAUGGAGAUGCCUCUUCUCUGUAUUCUGAAAUAGAAAGACAAGGAAAUUUAGUCCGAGAUCUCAAAGCCAAAGAUCCCAAAGGAGUAAGUUGAACGGUGUUGAUGUGGUUGCUAAUAAGGUUAUAAUGUUUCUGUUUCAUUUUAAAGUCUUAAAAUGAAAAUACUUUCUGUAGCAACCAGCUAAAGAUGCGAUUGCAAGACUUUUGGAGUUGAAGAAGCAAUACAAGGAAACCACUGGGCAGGAAUAUAAACCUGGCCAAGCUCCUCAAUCAGCGGCCACAACUUCCGUGGUAACUGGGUCGUCUUCGGCUGGAAAUGAUUUGUAUGAACAGAUUGAAAAACAAGGAAAUUUAGUUAGAGAACUGAAGGGGAAAGAUGCCAAAAGUGUAAGCAUGAACGGUUGUCGGUUUUUGAUUAUAUGGUUUGUAGCAAGAGACCAAGGAUGCAAUUGCAACAUUGCUUGAUCUCAAGAAGAAAUACAAAGCCGCCACUGGCCAAGAAUACAAGCCAGGUCAAGCACCAAAACCAGCUGAGUCAGCUCCAACUCAAACGUCUUCUGCAAGUUCCGGCGAUGUGUAUGGACAAAUUGAAGCACAAGGAAAUCUGGUUAGGGAGCUCAAAGGAAAGGAUGCUAAGAGUGUGAGUGUGGCCUUGCAAAUUUGAUUUUGCAUAUCAUCCAUACUGUUUAUUAAGUGAGGUUUCAGCAAGCCACUAAAGAUGCGAUUGCAAAGCUACUCGAGUUGAAGAAGCAAUACAAAGAAGCCACAGGCCAAGAAUAUAAACCCGGACAAGCACCAGUUCCAACUCCGGCAGCUGCCCCUUCUGCCGGUAAUAAUGCUGAGGAUGAGCUUUAUGCCCAAGUGGAAGAACAAGGAAAACUUGUGAGAGAACUCAAAGGAAAAGACGCUAAAAGUGUAAGGCGAUGUUUUCAGAAAUCUGAAUGAGCCCUGAUUUGUAAUAUUAAAUUCUUAUAGGAUGCCACCAAGGCAGCGAUCGCUAAGCUUCUGGAGCUGAAAAAAGAAUACAAGCAGAAGACUGGAAAGGACUACAAACCCCGUUAG
Bursaphelenchus xylophilus (pine wood nematode) is the source of this 3659-nucleotide messenger RNA. NCBI's taxonomy places the organism in Eukaryota, Metazoa, Nematoda, Chromadorea, Rhabditida, Aphelenchoididae. The record is from the annotation of a GenBank genome assembly.